Messenger RNA from Marmota flaviventris (yellow-bellied marmot), 1505 nucleotides. RefSeq names its product eukaryotic translation initiation factor 2B subunit beta (gene Eif2b2). Gene Ontology annotation, cellular component: eukaryotic translation initiation factor 2B complex. Gene Ontology annotation, molecular function: guanyl-nucleotide exchange factor activity; translation initiation factor activity. Gene Ontology annotation, biological process: translational initiation. NCBI's taxonomy places the organism in Eukaryota, Metazoa, Chordata, Mammalia, Rodentia, Sciuridae. The record is from RefSeq and is a predicted model, not a curated record.
CUUUCCCGCCCCGGAAGUGCAACCCUGGGUCUUCCAGGUGUGGAUUCCGCCUGUCAUCGAGAUGCCGGGAGCCGCGGCGAAGGGCUCGGAGUUGUCCGAGAGGAUCGAGAGCUUUGUGGAGACCCUAAAGCGGGGUGGUGGGCAGCGCAGCUCGGAGCACAUGGCUCGGGAGACCCUGGGGCUGCUGCGCCGGAUCAUCACGGACCACCGCUGGAGUAACGCAGGGGAGCUGAUGGAGUUGAUCCGCAGAGAGGGCCGGAGAAUGACGGCCGCGCAGCCCUCGGAGACCACCGUGGGCAACAUGGUGCGGAGAGUGCUCAAGAUCAUCCGGGAGGAGUAUGGCAGACUGCACGGACGCAGUGACGAGAGCGAUCAGCAGGAGUCCCUGCACAAACUCUUGACAUCUGGAGGUCUGAGCGAGGAUUUCAGCGUCCAUUAUGCCCAACUGCAGUCCAACAUAAUUGAGGCGAUUAAUGAGCUGCUCGUGGAGCUGGAGGGCACCACGGAGAACAUUGCAGCCCAGGCUCUGGAGCACAUCCAUUCCAAUGAGGUGAUUAUGACCAUUGGCUUCUCCAGAACAGUGGAGGCCUUCCUCAAAGAGGCUGCCCGAAAGAGGAAAUUCCAUGUCAUUGUGGCAGAGUGUGCUCCUUUCUGCCAGGGUCAUGAAAUGGCUGUCAAUUUGUCCAAAGCAGGUAUUGAGACUACUGUCAUGACUGAUGCUGCCAUUUUUGCUGUUAUGUCAAGAGUCAACAAGGUGAUCAUUGGCACAAAGACCAUCCUGGCUAAUGGUGCGCUGCGAGCUGUGGCAGGAACCCAUACUUUGGCACUGGCAGCAAAGCACCAUUUCACACCACUCAUCGUCUGUGCACCCAUGUUCAAGCUUUCCCCACAGUUCCCCAAUGAAGAAGAUUCAUUUCACAAGUUUGUGGCUCCUGAAGAAGUCCUGCCUUUCACAGAAGGGGACAUUCUGGAGAAGGUCAGCGUUCACUGCCCUGUGUUUGACUACGUUCCCCCUGAGCUCAUUACCCUGUUUAUCUCCAACAUUGGUGGGAAUGCACCGUCAUACAUCUAUCGCCUGAUGAGUGAGCUCUACCAUCCUGAUGACCAUGUCUUAUGACCACCACUUCUAAGCGGAAACUGCUUGGUCACAGCGGAGAGGAGACUCAAUGCUGCUGCUACAAUGCAUCCUCCUAGCAGUGGGGAAGUGGACAGAGUAAACCUUAAAAACUUGAUCCUGUUUCUGCCUUUUUAGUCAUCCCAGAACAAGCCACACAUCCAGGACUGGCUCUUGCCUUUUAGGUCUUAAAAGAGCAGCAGGGCUUUGCCUAUUGAUUUUGGAGCCUCUUAGUGCCUAGCUGUGUCUGUUUCAGGGAUUUCAACUUUCUGGUUCAGUGGUGUGUUAAACAUAACACUGACUACCUUGCUGGGAUACAAAUUUUUGCUCAGAAAUGGCUCCCACACCUUUUCCUAGGCUAUGCCAAUAAAAGAUACUGGAAGGCUCCCAA